CAUCUACUAUUGCCGCUGUACGUUUGCUGGUUCAAAUGGGCUACUUUUGGCAUCGUAACAAUAAUCUCUUAUAUACUUCUGCUCCUUCGUGGCACACAGUUUAUGUCAAACGAGUACACAAAAAGCCAUGGUUUAAAAAACAAUACAAAACGACCGCAGCAACGCAACGUUCUAGCAGGUACUGCGGCAUUAACAAAAAGGCACGCAAGAUUGUUCGCUCCACUUGACCCAUUUCCGUUCUCCAUCACUGAGCAAAGUGAUUAGCUAAAUAUCAGCAAAAUAAAACUAAAACCUUUGCAAUGCUUAUGCCAAUGAUAAGCAGGAGAGCACCACGACCGAUCGAUCAUGUGGAGUCAUUCGCCGUCAGUCGGCGCAAGAGCACAGAUCGUGUAGGUUCCAGUGGCAUUUGGUUGUCGGUGUUGCUUGAUUGCGGAAGAAAGGCCACCACCCAGCAGGCUCCAUACAAUGGCCCAAAGUUUUGUCGCAAAGCGCGGCGUCAUCUGACGAAUGCGCAAAAGAAGCUUCUGUUUGCGUUCGAUUGAUUAUUUUACGUCGGAUUCGCAGGUUGAUCAGCGCUAAAGCGCGUCAAAGUCAAAAAUUACACCCGAAAAUCGUAAGCAGCAAAAGAUUAGGUAAAGAGCGUGGACCUUGCAGAUCAGACGCAGAUCGUAUUUAGGGCCAAAGCGCUCAAACCGGCCGCAGUAAGACGCUGUCCCAAAUUAAUGAAUUUUGUCGCAUAUAUACAACGGGUGGCACGCGACUGGAGGGUAUAUGAUUAAUUAAUGUUUUAUUUCCUAACUCGAUGGGUCGUCCCUUAUCAACGUGUGCCUACUUGAACAAGCGCGCCCUGUCGCGCGUCCGGCACACAGACCGAAAGCCAAGCGAUAAGACGGGACCCCGGCCAUAGGAGCACGCGUUCCUGGUCAGGCCUCUGUGUUUUCGGCUAAGCUAAAAAGCUGGGUGUAGGUUGUGGUUUUAUUGCAUUUCUAAAAAGCUAAUAAAACUAAGCAGUGGCAAAAAAACCCCACUCAAAUGAAGGAAAAAAAGGAAGGCAACGAUGUUCGCAUAAACAACAUGUCGUGAUUGAUUCUUUCUUUCUUUUUUUGUGGUUGUUAUUUUGCUAUGUCUAAGAAGCUCAUUUCAUCUGGCUUUAACUACUCUGUGGUUGGCGUCAUUAGUCGUUGUUUUUUUGCUGUUGUUGUGCUGUAUAUUCCCUUUGGCUGUCUUAGCCCGACGUUACGUUUGCAAUCUUUUUGGUUGCUUUUUUUUAAACCGUAUUUAAUUUAAUUUUAUUUUUCCAAGAAGCGCGCUGUAGACGAAACUUCCUUGCAGAUGUUUUUUUUUCACAGCGAUUUUGGCCCGAUUGGUCCAAUUCGACUCUUUAAAUCUUUCUUCGGGCAGCGGUUUAAUUUACGGAAAAUGAUUAGAGCUAAAUAAUGAUGUGAGUAACGAGUCCUUGGCAAAGUAUUUCAACUAUAAAGAGCAAGGAACGGCCCCGUAGUCGAGCGAGCCACCGUCGUUGAUCGAUUGUGCAAGUAUGUUCUAGAUAUUAGAAGAAUUCUAACGAUUUUUUGAAACAUUUUCAGACAGAGCGGCUCAGCGGGAAUGUCUUCUUUAUUUACUAAUACAUUUCCUUGAUAAUGAUGGACAAUCGGAAGAAAAAUAAAACAUUCCCAAAUAAACAAUGCAAGCAGAGGUUUCAACAAAACCUCCUACCAAAAUCCGCUCCCAAUGUGUGACACUGUAAGCACUUCCCAAAAAUCAGCCGAUUACUACCAACGCUCUAAUCAGUGUGCACCCGAGCAAUGGGGGGGAAAAAGUGCUCUCCGUACGGAAUUAUCGAUGCAUAAUCUUACCUACAGAAGGAUGAUUUAUAAAACACGGCUAAAAAAGCGGUCCUCGCCGGCGAGUCUACAGAAUAAUUGCCACAUAAUCAACGGUACAUAAAAACGCGACCCCAGUACAAAUUCCAUGAUACCGGCGGGAGGCACUCGGAGAAGCCGAUCGAGCUGCUGGGCCUUCUUCUACGUUGCCUUGGAAUCAAUCGAAAAAGUUAACAUAAAAUGGACAUUUUGGGCUGCUCGCCUGAUAAGCCCGGUACACGAUCCAACGAUCUCUCUCUCUCUCUCUCUUUCUCUCCUUCUCUUUCCUUUUCUCACUCUCGAUUAGCAGGAUGUUCAGUAGUCCUGUGUGGAGCGGGCUAGUAGUCUGUGACCAACAUCCAACCAGACCGGUGGGCCCGAACAGCGCACACAGCCCGGUCUCCUGUCGUUGUAGUUUUGCCGAAACUUUUGUUUUCCUAUUUAAACGCAACAUUUUUUUGUUUGUGAACGUGUGUGAACGACGAAGCUUCGCUCUAUUGCGGACGAAUUCGUCUGAAGUGAAUUUGUUUGUUUGUGUUACUCAUACAACGGAAAAAUGGACGAUGUUUCUGUUACGCAUCUAAGCUGUCUGUUGGCUCUGUGGCGAUCGUUUGAGUGUGUGUUGUGACUGCUUUUCAAGGUUCAAUGAACGGGAUUAGUUUUUAAUAGCCCAGUUAAUGUAAGCAAAAUCGUCCUCAGGUGGUAAAGAGAACGAAGAAUUGAGUGCGAUAAAUAGCGUAUUGGAUGGAUUGUAAUUGAUGCUGUAAUUACAGCUCAGUUUUUGGCACGCGAGAAAUCAUCAUCCCCCGAGUGUAAUGUCUGCGCGGGAAGCGGUCGUCUCGACCGCCGUGUGCUGCACUGUUGAUAACCUCGACGGUAUGCCAGGCGUAACCGUAGCUCAGCACGAAGUUGCCGCCGCCGCCGACGACGAUGUUACCCUAAUCUGGCAGAAUUUGACCAUCACGCCCAUCCGCAGCAAGCCCGGGGCUGGGGAGCAGCAUCCGGUACUGAACGACAUAAGUGGCACCUUGCAGCCGGGCACGCUGGUGGCCCUCAUGGGACCGAGCGGGGCCGGCAAGACCACGCUCAUGUCCGCCCUAGCGUACAGGAUGAGCGACAAAAUGACAAUUGCCGGCGACAUUCGCGUCAACGGAUGCCCGAUCGGACCGUACAUGUACAACAUCAGCGGAUACAUCUAUCAGGACGAGCUGCUGCCGGACUCGAUCACCGUGCAGGAGCAUCUGCAGCUGAUGGCUAACCUGAAGCUCGGCAAGAGCGUGACGGCCGAGCGGAAGCGCGCCAUGAUCACGAACAUACUUUCCCGCACGGGGCUGGAGCGGUGCGCCAACACGAAGAUCGCGGACGCCACCGGCAUCGGCAAGACGCUGUCCGGCGGCGAGAAGAAGCGGCUCGCCUUUGCGGUGGAGCUGCUGUCCAAGCCAAAGUUCCUGUUCUGCGACGAGCCGACGACCGGGCUAGACUCGUACAGUGCGCGCCAGCUGGUCGAGAUGAUGAAAUCGCUGACCCGCACCGGCACGACCGUCCUGUGCAGCAUCCACCAGCCGGCGGAGAAGCUGCUGUACGAGUUCGACAGCCUCAUACUGCUGACCGGUGGGCGGACCGGGUUCAUCGGCGCACCCUCCGAGGCGGUCCAGUUCCUGCGGUUGCAGGGUUUGGAGUGCGAGGCCGGCUACAACACGGCCGACUUUCUGCUCAAGGUGCUGUCGAGUACGACGACCACCACCAGGAAGGGCAACCAGUUUACGACGGGCGCGAUCGGGCCGAAAACGAUCUGCAACAACUACAGUGCCAGUGAGGCGGCCCGCCGCCAGGAGGCACUGAUCAGCGUGGAGCUGUACCGCACGACCGUGGACAGUGGAGGGGAUGAGGCAUUUCGAAGGCGACUUACCGAGAGCCGCGACCGCUGCUGGUUCUACACGCUCUACUGGCUGAUGUACCGGCACGUGCUCCAAUCACACCGGAAUCCAAACUUGCAGUAUUUUAAGAUCGUGCAGCGAAUCGCUAUCGCGGUGCUAGUUGGACUCUGCUUUUCCGACGCGAUCGAGUUAUCGCAGCGAGGCGUCCAGGCCAUGCAGGGUGUCAUAUUUCUGAUCGUCUCGGAAAACACGUUCCUGCCGAUGUAUGCCGCCCUGUCGCUGUUUCCCGAGCGUUUCCCACUGUUUCAGCGCGAGAAGAAGGCGAAUCUCUACAGCACGGCCCAGUUCUACAUCUCCACCAUUAUGUCGAUGACACCGUUCGUUCUGCUAGAGACGUGCGCAUUCAUCCUGAUCGUGUACUUCCUAGCUAAUCUUAGACCGACGCUGCUCGGCCUGCUGGUCACCGUAGUCGUUUCCGUGCUGGUGAUGAACGUGUCGAUCGCCUGCGGGUGCUUCUUCUCCGUCCUCUUUCCGACGGUCGCCUCCGCCAUGUCGUACUUGGUGCCGUUCGAUUACAUUCUAAUGAUCACGUCGGGGAUUUUUAUCAAAAUCUGGUCUAUGCCUACAUAUUUGCAAUGGAUGCCGUUCAUUUCCUGGAUGAUGUUCGCCAGCGAGGCCAUCUCGAUCGCCCAAUGGGAUGGUGUGAAGAGUAUCGAAUGCUCCAACAUCAUUCCGAGCGUGUGUCUGCACAACGGCGAGCAAGUGCUGGAUCAGUACUCGUUCAGCAGGCAGCAUCUGAGGACGGAUCUGGUGGUGCUGGUGGGACAGUACUUUAUUUAUCAUCUGAUGGCAAUGCUGUGCUUGGCAAGGCGAGUGUCCCGCAAUUAAACGAUGCAUAGCUAUACAGUUUUAUGUUCUAUUUGUAUUAAAAAAAACUAACGUUAACUGUGGUUCCAAUAAAGUCUAGCCGAAAAAAAAA
Molecule: messenger RNA, 4718 nt
Organism: Anopheles gambiae (African malaria mosquito)
Lineage: Eukaryota; Metazoa; Arthropoda; Insecta; Diptera; Culicidae
Product: protein scarlet
Exons: 7
Coding region: 2678-4627 (649 amino acids)
Cellular component (GO): plasma membrane
Molecular function (GO): ATP hydrolysis activity; ATP binding; ABC-type transporter activity
Source: RefSeq, a predicted model, not a curated record